UUCGCCGGACUCGACAACGAACGUAUGAAUAUAACACAAUUCUUCUGAUAGUGCUAUUGUGUACAAUUUUAUCUAAGUUGUUCGCAGAAAUAAGUGUUACAAUAGAAAGAUUAUUAUGGACGAAUCGAGAUCUGCAGUUCAGUCCUUCUACAAGGAUAAGAUCAUUUUUAUUACCGGCGCUUCCGGUUUUAUGGGCAAAGUUCUCAUUGAAAAAUUACUGUACAGCUGCUCUGAUCUCAGUAAAAUCUAUAUCCUCAUACGAGACAAGAAAGACCGCAAUUGGGAAAAUCGAUUUAAGGAUAUGUUCAACAUACCAUUAUUUCGAAGACUACAGGAACAGAAACCUCAAAUUUUUAAGAAAGUAAUACCACUAAAUGGCGAUAUAUUAUCAGAUAAUUUAGGUCUUACUACCGUACAGCGCGAGUGUUUGAUACAGGAAGUAAACGUAGUAUUUCAUUUAGCCGCAAGUCUUAGAUUGGAGGCGAAAAUGAAAGACUCUAUCAAAAUGAACACGAUGGGUACACACACAGUACUAAAGUUGGCAAAACAAAUGAAACACUUGCAAGUUUUCGUACAUUUAAGUACGGCUUAUUGUCAUGUCGAUCAAGACGAACUUGGCGAACAUAUCUACGAUUCUCCUCAUGAUCCUCAUGAUAUCAUGAGACUCGUUGAAUGGCUGGACGAAGAAGCUAUCGAUCUAAUUACACCUAAAUUAUUAGGUCCGCAUCCAAAUUGUUACACGUAUUCAAAACGACUUACGGAAACAUUGGUGGCCAAUGAAUACCCUAAUCUUCCGUGUAUUAUUGCUAGACCUUCCAUCGUAUUUCCUAUUUUAUUGGAGCCAGUCCCAGGAUGGGUUGACACUUUAAAUGGAAUUGGAGGCAUAAUUGUCGGCGCAGGCAAAGGUGUUAUUAGAUCAAUGCACUGCACACCAACUUACUAUGCCGAAAUUAUUCCAGUCGACAUUGCAAUUAAUAGUAUAAUUUUCUUAUCAUAUGUGAUUGGUACCAGCAAGAUGAAAUCAAAAAGCAUACCAGUGUACAACAUAACGCAGGGAAAUGUAAGGCCCAUUACAUGGGGUGAAAUGUUAGAGAAAGGCAGGAAAAUCAUUUAUGAUUAUCCUUUUGAAGGACAGGCUUGGUAUCCGGAUGGAGAUAUACGUACCAACAAAUAUGUGCACAACUUAUUUGUCUUUUUCUUUCACAUCAUUCCUGCGUAUUUAAUCGACUUUCUCAUGUUGAUAUUUCGACAGAAGAGAUUGUAA
Molecule: messenger RNA, 1264 nt
Organism: Pseudomyrmex gracilis
Lineage: Eukaryota; Metazoa; Arthropoda; Insecta; Hymenoptera; Formicidae
Product: putative fatty acyl-CoA reductase CG5065
Exons: 7
Coding region: 116-1264 (382 amino acids)
Biological process (GO): long-chain fatty-acyl-CoA metabolic process
Cellular component (GO): peroxisome
Molecular function (GO): alcohol-forming very long-chain fatty acyl-CoA reductase (NADP+) activity
Source: RefSeq, a predicted model, not a curated record